Molecule: messenger RNA, 1630 nt
Organism: Mytilus californianus (California mussel)
Lineage: Eukaryota; Metazoa; Mollusca; Bivalvia; Mytilida; Mytilidae
Product: retinol dehydrogenase 12-like
Exons: 7
Coding region: 48-1025 (325 amino acids)
Source: RefSeq, a predicted model, not a curated record
GUUAUUAAAUAGUACGCUGUAAAAACUACAAGGGAGAUCACUGAAGAAUGGCAUCGACAAAGAUACAGAGUUUUAUUUCAAACCACAGAAUAGCAUUAAUAACAGCAGCUGGAGUCGGUGUAACAUUGGUAUGCGUAAGACGCUACGCAGCUGGUGUCAGGUAUACAAACACAACGACCAGAUUAGAUGGAAAACAUGUCAUCAUUACUGGUGCUAAUGCAGGAAUAGGAAAAGAAACAGCUAUCGAUUUGGCAAACAGGGGUGCUAAGGUCACGAUUGCCUGUCGAGACAUGAAAAGAGCGCAAGAUGCAGCAGACGACAUCAAGCAAAUUACCGGAAACCAAAACAUUUUUGUUAAACAACUGAAUCUAGCCUCACUGAAGUCGGUGAGAAGUUUUGCUGAAGACAUAAACAAAAACGAGAAUAGGCUAGAUGUAUUGAUUAACAAUGCAGGAAUAAUGAGAUGCCCUUACUGGAAGACAGAUGACGGUUUUGAGAUGCAGUUUGGAGUUAAUCAUUUAGGUCACUUUCUGUUGACUAAUUUAUUAUUAGAUAAGCUGAAGAUAUCUGCACCAAGCAGAGUUGUAACAGUAUCAUCUUUAGCCCAUGAAAGAGGAAAGAUAAACUUUGACGAUCUGAACCAGGAAAAGAAUUAUGAUCCUGGUAGCGCGUAUUCACAGAGUAAACUUGCAAAUGUGCUUUUCUCCAGUGAAUUGGCAAAGAAACUACAAGGAACGGGUGUUACAACCUAUUCCUUACACCCAGGAGUUAUAAACACAGAGCUAUCGAGACAUGUAACCCAGAGCAUGGGAUGGAGAAUGCUUCUUUCAGUGAUAAGACCUUUGAUUAAAACGCCAAACGAAGGAGCUCAGACGACUAUAUAUUGUGCUGUAGAUGAAUCUCUAUCUGGGGAAACGGGCAAAUAUUACAGUGAUUGUGCAAAAAAGAAACCAUCAAAAGAAGCUCUAAAUGAUGAAAACGCAAAACGACUUUGGAAGCUUUCUGAAAAAAUGGUUGACCUUUAACAAUGAAACAAACCUUGAUACAAAAUGGACAGAACAGUCAUUAGCCAAAAAGAAACAAACUAAGAAGUACAAUCCUUUUAAGGAAUACUUAUUGAAAUACAUUCUGUGUAAAAUAAACUAAAACGGCCGAGGGUGUAAACCAGGACUAUUCUACCUCAUAUUUACUUUUUCUUUGAAUAAUGAAUAUAAUACAUUCAUUUUGAACAAAGGAAGGCUGAUCUGAAUGUUUUAUGUUAUAAUUUCUAUUAAUACUUUUGUGUAAACAGUUAUCAUUCUGGAAACCUUAUCAGAAUAUAUGAUAUUGUUUAUUCCUACAAGGCCAAAAAAAUUAAAUAAGAUCCUGCCUCCUUCCGAAAGUCGGGUAUGUAGGGAAAAUAUUUGAUAUAGACUAUAUAUAUUGGGAAUUAUUCUAGACUCUAACGUGCUUAACAAGUCAGACAUGUAAAGGUGCUUAAUUAACCACAAAUUUCCGUAAAAUCUAUAAGGGGAGGCAUGCAAUUUAGGGUAGGUCAGGAGGCAGGAAACAUAACUAUAUUUUUUAGCCUUACUAAAUAACUUUGAAAAUAUAUGCAUUAUAAUAAAUAAAGAGCAUAGAUACUACUGGU